AGCGGCUUCCGUUUUUAGAAAAAUGGCGACACCGGGAGAGGCAAAGUAGAACCAGACAAAAAUAUGUAAAAUGCUCAUUUUGUACUGUAAUUAGCUGUAUGGGUGUUUUAUAAAUGCCACAUUUCCUUUCUGUCGUGGUUUAAAAGUAUGGUAUUUUGUGUGUAUUUACCUUACAUUCGCCCCACCGUAGCUAUGCUGUUAAAACCGCUACCGAAGCUAAACAGUUAGCUAGCAGUUAGCGGCGGUGCUAAUUAAAGCUAAUAAAAUGGUGCAGAACAUGUUCCGAACCGGGUUUCUGGUUCGGGCCUCACACACCCUGCUAACCUGGGUCAUAACUCUCAUGCUCUUCCUGCACAACACCGAUUUGCGGAAGUGUGAGGAGCGAGGAGAGCUGUUGCUGCCGCUUCUGUUCUUCCUCCUGGUCGUGCUGUCAGUGCUGUUAUACUUUUCUGUUUCUUUAAUGGACCCUGGCUUCAUUCUUACUGACACAGCCAAGGGUGUUCAUGGUUCAGAUGAGGAAAUGGAGGUGAUAAUUCCCCAGUCCUCCACCCCACGGCUGCGCCGCUGUGGAUACUGUCUGCUGCAGCAGCCAAUGAGAGCGAAGCACUGUCAGACGUGUAAGCACUGUGUCCGCCGCUUUGACCACCACUGCCCCUGGAUUGAGAACUGUGUGGGGGAGAGGAACCACCGUUGGUUCAUCGUCUACCUGGUGGUGCAGCUGCUGGCGCUGCUGUGGGCUCUGCAUGCCGCUCUGUCUGGCAUUUCCUCCAGCGACACAUGGGAGCUGUGGUUCAAGAUGAACGGGUUCCUGUUGGCGGCGCUGGGCGUCGUCGGGGUUUUCUCUGCAGUGGUGUUGCUGCUGCUGGGCUGCCACCUCUACCUGGUUUCCAUCAACUGCACCACCUGGGAGUUCAUGUCACGUCACAGGAUCUCGUACCUGAAGAACUGUGAAAAUGAGGAGAACCCGUUUGACCGAGGAGUCUUGUGCAACCUGUGGGAUUUCUUCUGCAUCUGCAGGACAGUGAUGUGGGAGCAGGUGUACCAGAAGAGCACCUCAAAUCCAAUCCCAGCUGACAGUGGGUGAGAGGUGGGGUCCACCCUGGACAGAUCGCCAGUCUAUCACAGGGCUGACACUU
This is a messenger RNA of Monopterus albus (swamp eel), 1136 nucleotides long. It is a transcript of the gene zdhhc12a, whose product is annotated as zDHHC palmitoyltransferase 12a. Gene Ontology annotation, cellular component: Golgi apparatus; endoplasmic reticulum. NCBI's taxonomy places the organism in Eukaryota, Metazoa, Chordata, Actinopteri, Synbranchiformes, Synbranchidae. Gene Ontology annotation, molecular function: protein-cysteine S-palmitoyltransferase activity. The record is from RefSeq and is a predicted model, not a curated record. Bases 266 to 1084 code for a protein of 272 amino acids. The transcript is spliced from 5 exons. Gene Ontology annotation, biological process: peptidyl-L-cysteine S-palmitoylation; protein targeting to membrane.